Clupea harengus (Atlantic herring) is the source of this 3589-nucleotide messenger RNA. RefSeq names its product histone H1-like. NCBI's taxonomy places the organism in Eukaryota, Metazoa, Chordata, Actinopteri, Clupeiformes, Clupeidae. The record is from RefSeq and is a predicted model, not a curated record. The transcript has a single exon. The coding region runs from base 2686 to 3255 and encodes 189 amino acids.
AAAAAUGUCAUAUGUAUGUCUGUAUACUUUAUAUUUUUGAAUGUGUAAUGUUAUAUGGUAAUUCACUAACUGUGUAAUGAACAUAGAUGAUCAUCGUAGUGUUUUGGUAGGAUCAUGGUAAUUGUUGAAGAAAGGUAAGUGAGCACAACUGACAUCUCAGUACAGUUAAACUGAAAAAAGUGAAGGUAUUUCAAUAAACCGAAUACUCAAAUAAUUUACAUUUAUUACACAUAUUCAUUCAAUAACAUACAAUAUUCAAUAACUUUGCAUUUAUUCUAUAUAUCCAUUUAAUAACAUACAAUAACUUUACAUUUCUGGCUUCUUAACAUACCGGCCGUACUCACAGGUACUCCAGUACUCUGCACCUGCUUGUCGUACUUUGGCCCAAUCACAGGCACCUGUUCGGCCCAAGCCAGGCCCCCCACCUAGGCACAGAGACUAACCUGAAACUAAGUACAUACACUGGCCAUAGAAACAAAAUACCUACAUACAUACACUAAGCACAACACAAGGCACACAAACACGGUACAGAGACAAGGCACACAGACAAGGCAUACAAAACAAGGGAAUAAAACUAAGCCUACAGUGUCUACACAUCUAGACACGUACUGCCUUUCACCUCACACAGGUAACCAGUGAAAGCAGUACACCUGUUUCUCCCAAAGUUCUUUCGCCGUGCUGUCGAAUGCCUUUCUCGAAAAAGUCUCUCUUGUGUUCCUUCACUUGGCGUGUGACGUGUUCCACCUGCCCCCUGAGGUGUGCCCUGGUCUGGGUCCCCCCCGACCUCACAGGCAGACAUCUGCGAUCUGCCAGAGAGAAAUGCCGGCCUAUGGAUCUUACAAGAAGACAUCAAGAAGACAACCUUGGACAACCUCGGUCAACUAUGAUGACCAUCCCAGCUCUCAAAAGAUGAAGAAUUCCAGAGUCUCAUAUGACAUGUUUGUCACUGAUAGAUCCGCCAUACGGUGAAGAAAUGAUUGUGAUGCCCCCUCGAGGAGCUCAACUCCAAGCAGCCCUUUAAGAGAACAGUGGGACCCUAACCCUUUAAGAGAACAGUUGGACUUGUAUGUAGAGAAAAUUUCACUUUGGAGAAGCACCGUGCAGUCCAGGAUGACUAGUGUCUGCAUAGUCCUUGAAGUCCGCCGGUAAACGUUCCCUUAAUUUUCUACUCUGUUAUCCAGAUCCUCACUGACCCUAUCACAGUGUAGAGAAAGUUGCUCCACGUUGUAAUUAUCUAAGUAACUGUGGACUGGUUCCCAUACCAGUCAGCAAGGUAAGGCUGCAGUGCAAGAUUGUUCAAAAACAUGAACAUCUCUAUGGGCUGCAGGGCAUGAGUCUGUACAAAACAAAAGUUACGAUUGGGCCUACUACUGCUAGUUAUUCAAUUCAGUUUAAUUUAUGUACUGCCAAAACAAUAAAUUGUCUCAAGGUGUUUUACCCAAGGGCCAAAUCACUGCCAUUUCACCGUCUACCUUCUGGCAUGCUUCUAGUUGUGCCUGGGAGGGUCUGAUCGCUGUUGCGCUCCCCUCUUCUGAAAGACUUUCAACCAAAACACUACAUGUACAGUGAAAUCAUGUGAGUGAACCACUGGAAAUCAGUUGUCAAUGUGAUCUAAUGUCUAAUGCUGGUCUAAUGUCGUUUACGCAUGUCCACCUGUGCACAACUCUCUAUGGUUAUUGCUAACUGUACAGUAGCCUAUUGCUUGCUGUUUUUUUAUCGUGUUACCUUGUAAUGUUACCACAGUGACAUUUGGUUAGGCCUGCAGUUGCCAUUGACUUUGUGUGUGCCUUCACUUUUUUCUUUAGGUGAACUGCGUGUCAUUUGAAUGGAUCCAUCAACAAGAAAGAGCAGCACUGUAGGCAAAACAUUAGUUGUCAAUAAUCUGGUUUCUGGAGUUUAUAUUCUGUUGGUAACUCAACAGGUCACCCAACACGCUUGUUUACUCAGAUUACUAAAUGAUCAGUCGAGUAUUUGAGAAGGUGCUGCUAACAAGAAAAAAAAGACUGACUACAUCAAAACGGGCGUAACACGCAAGAGAGACUUAAUAUGUUCAAAACCCAGAUCGCAAAGUCUAUCUGGUUCACAGUUGAUGGGCAUCCAUAAAUGGUUCCGUAGGCAGCUAUGCACUUGGAGGCAUCCUACUUCACGGUGAUGAGAUUGCGUGGGACGAGGCGACCCUGUGUUUUACUGUGACCAAAUUGACCUCUAUUUGAAAAUGAUCCGUUCAUCAAGUCGAACUCCAAACACAUUUUUACGAUUGACAAGGGUUGUAUCUUGUGUCAGGGAUAUUCGUGACUUUUGUUGAUAAAACACAUAUAUUCUAAUUUUGCACAAUUGUCUCUCUAACCAAACACAAUCUCUACUCAUACUACGCUACUCUCCGCUGUUUCCCGUGUCAUUUAACACCAAUCCAAGUAAAUACUUUACUGUCUUUACUUCACUUAGCUGUUCAAGCCCUAUUCUCUUAGUAACAGACAUUACUGGCUUUAAAAGUUGUAUUUCGAGUCAAAUAUUUCAUAAUAUGUGACAGGAGAAAACACAAGUGAUACUGCGAGGAAGCAGCGCGUUAGAGAUAGUGGAGUUGCGUCUACACGGCUCGCAUGGGACCUUUAAAUAAAACACCUUAACCAGUCAGCAGCACCAUUGUUCUGAACUUUGAUUGAUUUAUCUCUUAUCAAAUCAACCAUGGCAGAAGUCGCUCCAUCACUCGCUCUUGUACCAGCAAAGGCUCCGAAGAAGAGUUCAACCAAGCCCAAGAAAGCCGGACCAAGUGUCGGCGAGCUCAUCAUCAAAGCUGUAACUUCCGCCAAGGAGAAGAGCGGCGUCUCUCUUCCAGCCCUGAAGAAGGCUUUGUCGGCCAGAGGAUACGAUGUGGAGAGGAACAACUCUCGUGUCAAGCUGGCUGUCAAGGGUCUCGUCUCUAAGGGAACUUUGGUCCAGACCAAAGGAACCGGCGCGUCCGGCUCCUUCAAGCUGAACAAGAGGAAGGCCGAGGCAAAGAAGAAGCCCGCCAAGAAAGCUGCUCCCAAGGCGAAGAAGGCUGCGGCCAAGAAACCUGCGGCUAAGAAGGCUGCAGCAAGGAAGCCGGCUGCCAAGAAACCUAAGAAGCGCGUUGCGGCUAAAGCCAGGAAGCCCGCUGCUAAGAAGGCUAAGAAACCCGCCAGAGCGAGGAAAGUAGCCAAGAGCCCCAGGAGAGCUAAGCCAGCGAGGCGAUCACCCACCAAGGCCAGAAGGGCAGCACCUAAGAGGAGGUGAAUUAUGGGUGCAUAGUUUGUUAUUUUAAACGGCUCUUUUAAGAGCCACCAAAGUUUCUUUUAAAAGCUGAUAUUUAAGUACUAGCUACGGCUAAUAACGUACACUCGGAUGAAUUGAAUGGCAGCAAACAUGUUUCAGACCUCCUAUCCCAGCGUUUCUCAAAGUGUGGGGCGUAGAGACGUGACAGGUGAGACGCGAUGAACAGGAGAUGCCUUCUUUUAUAGACUAACAUCAUACACCCCAUCAUAAAUAGAAUAAGUUAAUAAAGAGGAUUUAAAAGAUUAAAAACUUACGGCUGUUAUUGCAUAUGUUUCCUGGUUAAGGUCAUGUAUUG